Molecule: messenger RNA, 3130 nt
Organism: Adelges cooleyi (spruce gall adelgid)
Lineage: Eukaryota; Metazoa; Arthropoda; Insecta; Hemiptera; Adelgidae
Product: glycine dehydrogenase (decarboxylating), mitochondrial
Exons: 17
Coding region: 130-3027 (965 amino acids)
Biological process (GO): glycine decarboxylation via glycine cleavage system
Cellular component (GO): glycine cleavage complex; mitochondrion
Molecular function (GO): glycine dehydrogenase (decarboxylating) activity; pyridoxal phosphate binding; glycine binding
Source: RefSeq, a predicted model, not a curated record
AUAAUGCUUAGUGUGUAAUCAAAGGCGGACAAUGAUUAGGCUAUUGUCUAUGUGUACACACUACGCACAUGUAUUUAUUAAACGGCCCGUUUUUAUAUAGAUAGUAUUACGUUUGUAUAGCAUUCAGUCAUGUAUCACCGUUUGAAUUGCUUAAGCAGUACUCGGCGCUUUUACUCAUCCGGGGUUUCAAAAACCGUGUUCGACCGCGAGUCUUUCACUUGCAGACAUAUUGGUCCAAACGAUGUCGAGCAGGAGCAGAUGCUUAAAGAACUUGGAUACCAGGAUCUGGAAGAACUAAGUAAGGCCGUGAUCCCAGAUAGUGUUUACCUCGAAAAGUCACCUUGUUUAAAAUCAGCCGUUAUAGAUGAGCACACUUUGGCUGAAUUGAUUAAAUCUAUUGCCAAUAAAAAUCAGACAUGGAAAAGCUAUAUAGGAAUGGGUUAUUACAACUGUCACAUACCACAUGUCAUCAAAAGGAACAUGCUAGAAAAUCCAGGAUGGCUGACCCCUUACACACCCUAUCAAGAAGAAAUCGGUCAGGGUCGGCUAGAAGGCCUAUUGAAUUUCCAAACCAUGAUUAUAGACCUCACAAGCAUGGACGUGGCAAAUGCAUCUCUGCUGGACGAAGCCACGGCCGCCUCCGAAGCUCUAGCCAUGACAUUUCGGCACAACAAACGUAAGCAAUGGUUUUUAGCCAACAACGUACACCCACAAACGAUAGCGGUGGUCCGCACAAGAGCCGAAGCGCUUGGCAUUGAAGUUCACGUUGGUGAUCCCGGUCAUGUAGACUUCAGGCCGUACAGCGGCAUUUUACUGCAGUACCCAGAUACUUAUGGGUAUUUAUUAGAUUACGAAGAGAUCGUGCACAAGGCUCACAGUAGUGAGACGCUGGUCGUGUGCGCGACGGAUCUGCUUUCGCUUACUUUAAUAAAAACUCCAGGUGAAUUCGGCGUCGAUAUAUCGGUUGGAACCAGUCAGCGGUUUGGUACACCUCUGGGUUACGGAGGACCUCAUGCUGCGUUUAUCGCUUGCAAAAAGAAACUCAUGAGACUUAUACCUGGCAGGAUGGUCGGUGUUACAAGAGACACUGAUGGCGAUCAAGCAUACAGGUUGACAUUACAGACCCGCGAACAGCACAUACGGCGUGAACGAGCCACUAGUAACAUAUGCACGGCUCAAGCUCUACUGGCGAACUUGUCAGCUAUGUAUGCCGUGUACCAUGGACCCAAUGGACUAAAGAAUAUAGCUAAAAAAGUGCACCAUAGUGCCAUACUACUGAAAACAGCUCUGGACGAAUUGGGCUAUCAAACGAAUAGUGGUAGUAUUUUUGAUACGGUUCAAGUUAGGAGCAACAUUUCACAUAAAGAUAUUUUAAGCAAAUGUAGAGAAAAAAUGAUCAAUAUUAGAUGGUACGAUGAUCGAUCUUUUGGAAUUUCUAUGGACGAGACCGUCACAACUGAAGACCUUGAUAAUUUAUUAUGGAUCUUUGGUUAUAAAAAUGGUAUAAAUCAAAUCAUAUCGAAAAACGAACUUCAAGAACAAGUGAGUAAUUCGAUAUUCAAGCGAACUUCACAGUAUUUACAGCAUCCGGUAUUCAAUACUCAUAAAUCUGAAACUAAAAUCGUUCGAUACAUAAAACAGCUGGAAAAUAAGGACAUUUCGCUAGUCCAUUCCAUGAUUCCUUUAGGCUCAUGUACGAUGAAGUUGAAUGCGACAGUUGAAUUGUUACCGCUUUCAGAACCAGGAUUCAUAAAUAUACACCCCUUUGUACCCUCGGAACAAGCGUUAGGAUACCAAUAUAUUCUUCAGGAUUUGGAACAUGACCUUUGUCAGUUGACGGGUUUCGAUAAAGUAUCUUUUCAACCCAACAGCGGUGCUCAAGGAGAAUUCGCUGGUCUUUGUGCCAUAAUGAAAUAUCAUAAGCAACGGAGCGAUAACGACCGAAAAGUGUGUUUAAUACCGACGUCGGCACACGGUACAAAUCCAGCAUCAGCCCAAAUGGCAGGCAUGGAUAUACAGACAAUCAAUACAUCGAAAGACGGUUGUAUCGAUUUACAGGAUCUCAAAGACAAAGUCAAAAAGCAUAAAAGCCAAUUAUCUUGCAUAAUGAUCACGUAUCCUUCUACUAAUGGAGUAUUUGAAGAAUCUGUGAAAGAUAUUUGUGAACUUGUUCAUUUAAACGGAGGACAAGUUUACAUGGAUGGAGCUAACAUGAAUGCACAAGUUGGGCUUUGCCGACCCGGCGAUAUUGGUGCAGACGUUUCUCAUUUAAACUUGCACAAAACGUUUUGUAUACCACAUGGUGGAGGUGGCCCUGGAAUGGGACCGAUAGCAGUGAAGUCACAUUUGAUACCGUAUUUACCAUCUCAUCCAGUCAUAAAAAAUGGGAACGAGCUGAGUUUGGGUACUGUUAGUGCGGCUCCAUAUGGUUCAGCAUCCAUUAUACCUAUUUCUUGGGCUUAUGUUAAACUAAUGGGCUCCGAAGGUCUCAGAAAAGCUACUCAAGUAGCCAUAUUAAACGCUAAUUAUAUGAGUAAAAAAUUAAGUAGUCAUUACCAAACAUUAUUUGUGGGUACCAAAAAUCAGUUGGUAGCACACGAAUUUAUAAUAGACACUCGAGAAUUAAAGAAUACUGCCAAUAUUGAUGCUACAGAUAUUGCCAAACGAUUGAUUGAUUAUGGGUUCCACGCUCCUACUAUGUCAUGGCCAGUAGCUGGAACAUUGAUGAUAGAACCGACAGAAUCAGAAAGUAAAGAAGAGUUGGACCGGUUUUGUAAUGCUUUAAUUAAUAUAAGAGAAGAAAUAAGACAAAUAGAAAACAACAAAGCAGAUCAACAACAAAACCUUUUGAAACUGGCACCACAUACACUAAAACAAAUUUGUAAAGAUAAUUGGAGUAGGCCGUAUUCCAGAGAAUCGGCUGCUUAUCCUAUGGGAUAUCGUCAAAAAGUGUGGCCUAGUGUUGGGCGUAUUGACAGUAAAUAUGGUGACCAAAAUGUAAUUUGCAGUUGCCCUCUGUUAAUUUAAAAUACAACCAUGAAGACUAUAAUGACAAACCUAUUUAAUGAAAAUGUUUUUAUUCUUGCUGAGAAAUAUUUUUUUUGUAUUAAACUCCAGCACGUAUCGUAUA